This is a messenger RNA of Wyeomyia smithii (pitcher-plant mosquito), 3819 nucleotides long. RefSeq lists its product as uncharacterized. The record is from RefSeq and is a predicted model, not a curated record. NCBI's taxonomy places the organism in Eukaryota, Metazoa, Arthropoda, Insecta, Diptera, Culicidae. The transcript has a single exon. The coding region runs from base 1 to 3819 and encodes 1272 amino acids.
AUGGAUAAACUCGUCCGCGAACGAAAAUCGCUCGAACCGCGAUUAAAACGUAUUUCGGAAGCAUUGGAGAAAUUAAGAGGCACAGAUGCCGAAGAAGUUGAUGUGCAAACCGAACUAGACGCCCUAAAUGAGGUUUGGGCUGCUUUUUGUGCCGUGCAUAAGAGAAUACUAGAUGUUGGUGAGGACGAUAAAGCCUAUGAAGAUGCGGUGCAGCAGCAGGCGAGAUUUGAAUCGUACUACAUUACAUUGAAAAAUCGUUUGUUGAAAAUUCUGAAAGCAGUGAAAGAUCGCGAUAACGCUGCAACUGAGCGUGCUGCCCAGCCUGACAUUAUAAAGCAGCUUGCCGAUCAACAGGCAGAAUUGCUGCGCAUGAUGUCUACAAGCAUGGCCGCGCCGUCCAUUGCUAGUGCCGUCACCCACCCCAACGAAGCUACAACUACAUUGUCUGACUUAAAGUUGCCGCGUAUGAAUAUGCCGGUCUUCAGUGGCAAUUACCUAGAGUGGCAAUCUUUCUACGAUUUGUUCGACAGUUUAGUGCAUAAAAAUGUGAUGCUAAAGGACAGUCAGAAGCUCUAUUUCCUGAAAACGAAUUUGGCUGGUGAAGCGGCUUCCUUGAUUUCGCAUUUAAAAAUAGAGGAUGCUAACUAUCGAACUGCGCUGGACAAGCUAAAAACCAGGUACGACAAACCACGAGAAAUCGCUAAUCAACAUAUAAAGCGAUUCUUGGUUCAGCCUACGCUUACGUCACCGUCUUCAUACGGUCUACGAUCAUUGCAUGACGUAUCUGAUGAGGUUAUAAGAGCUUUGCAGGCGAUGAAUAGGGAAGAUCGAGACACGUGGCUUCUUUACAUUCUCAGCGAAAAGAUAGAUCCGGACACAAAGCAGUUGUGGUGCCAGAAGAUAGCCGAAAUGGAUGAAGAAAACAUCAAUCUGCAAUGCUUUCUGAAGUUUAUAGAAUCUCGGAGUUUCGCUCUUCAGUCAUCUCAGCCUCCGAGAACAAAAACUAAUGUGCCCUUCAAACAACCUUCAAAAUUUCAACCUCCAUGCAAAAGCGCUAGCGCAUUUGUUGCCACGAAUAGUACGUCCUGCAACGUAUGCAACAAACAAAACCACCAAUUAUAUCAAUGCGGUAAGUUCCUUCAUAUGAAUCACGAGGAUCGAAUCACUCACGUUAACCGUAUGAAACUUUGCAACAAUUGCCUGAAAGUUCAUCCCGGUGAAAGAUGCCAAUCAGGUACGUGCAGAAAGUGCAAUUCAUUCCAUCACACUUUACUGCACCCGAAUAUGCCAUCCACAAACACACACUCCACCGGUCCAGCGGUCAUGGCCCCGGCAAAUCCAGGACUUUCAGCCCAGUCUUUGAUUUCGGCCCUCGACUCACCAAACGGUCCCGAUGCAUCGAAUGUUCUUCUUGCCACCGUCGCUAUCAACGUGCUGGAUAGCCAUGGACGUCCGCACGCCUGCCGUGCCGUUUUAGAUUGUGCUUCCCAAGUCAAUUUUAUCAGCGAUAAAUUGUGUAGGCAACUCCGUCUCAAAACGCAAGCAGCCGACCUGAACCUCGAAGGCAUCUCAUCUACCCCAGCACACGUUGACAGAUGUGCCGAUAUAACCAUCUCCUCACGAUGCACCGAUUUUCGCACAUCCACGUCGUGUAUGGUGUUAGAAAAAAUCACCAAAAUGCUUCCUUGCAAGCCUGCAAAUAUUGUAGAUUGGCCUAUUCCCGGAUCAAUUCAUCUGGCUGAUCCACUAUUUCAUCGUCCUGGCGAGGUAGAAGUGCUACUGGGAAUAGAACUCUUUUUUCAGCUGCUCGAGCCUGGUAAAAUCACCCUCAGUACCGACGGCACUCUACCUACACUACAAAACACUAAACUCGGCUGGGUAGUAGCUGGCCGUUACAACAAGGUCAAUAAUUCGUAUGGCUCUCACACUCCGACCUGUCUCCUCGCCUCGACCGAGGAUACUCUCUCUCAGCAGUUACGUAAGUUUUGGGAGUUUGAAGAGUAUCUCCCAGCAUCCAAUCAUCUUACCGAAGAAGAGCAACUUUGUGAAAAACAUUUCUCUGAUCAUACUAUACGAGAUGAGUCAGGAAAGUUUGUCGUUCGUCUCCCGUUUUUACGCGAUCCCACCCAACUAGGUGAGUCGAAGCAGAUUGCUGAGAAAAGACUUCGCUACUUAGAGAAAAAACUCGAUCGUAACCAACAAUUGAAAGAUGAGUACCAUGCGUUCAUCCGCGAAUAUAUCGAUCUUGGGCAUAUGUCACUCGUUAGUGCUACCAACACAGAUAGCAAAUCGGUUUAUCUCCCACAUCAUUGCGUGCUCAAAACAACCAGUUCGACCACCAAAUGUCGAGUCGUUUUUGAUGCCUCGGCAAAGACGACGAGUGGUCUCUCAUUAAACGAGGUGCUCAUGUGCGGUCCUGUUUUGCAAGAUUCACUGAUCAAUAUUUUAAUUCGAUUUCGCUUUCCACCGAUCGUUCUCGCAAGCGAUGCAAAGCAAAUGUAUCGAAUGAUAUGGCUGAACGAGCUUGAUCGUGACUUGCUUAAAGUCUUGUGGAGAUGGACUAAUGAGGAAUGCAUUAAGGAAUAUCGUCUAAAUACCGUCACCUUCGGAACAAAAAGUGCAUCAUAUUUGGCUACAAAAUGUGUGCAGCAGCUUCUAGAGUCGUUUCGACAUCAAUAUCCUGUAGCUGUAGAGAAAGCGGAAAAGGGCAUUUAUGUCGAUGACAUUCUGACUGGUGCUUCGUCAGAGGCAGAAGCAAAAAACUUACGGCUGCAGUUGACUGAAAUCUUUGCUGCCGGUGGAUUUCAUCUCCGGAAGUGGGCGUCCAACAGCGCAGAAGUUUUAGAAGGGGUUCCUGACGCCGAUUUAGAAGUGAAAAUUCCCAUUGAUGGGAAUCCAAACAGCACCAUCAAGGCUCUUGGAAUGCAGUGGCAGCCGUGCAGCGACGAGUUCCAUUUUUCAUACCAGCCAACCGAGAUCCUUCAGUCCACAAAGCGAAUCAUUUUAUCGCAAAUAGCCAGCCUUUUCGACCCGCUUGGCCUUCUAUCACCAAUUAUAGUCAAGGCAAAGCUGGUAAUGCAGCGAAUGUGGGAGCUGAAGGUGGCUUGGGAUGCGACUCCCCCCGGUGAGUUAACCAAAGGUUGGUUAGUUUUGGUGCAAAAGUUUUCGCUUCUCAAUUCUUUUCAGAUUCCGCGAAGGGUAAUCGACAUGCGGAAUUGGUCUCGACUCUACCUGCACGGCUACUGCGAUGCAUCCGACGUAGCAAUGGGUGCUUGCAUAUACAUCCGAUCCGUAAGCGAUGACAACAGAACUUCGUCCCAUCUUCUCUGUUCCAAAUCGAAACUGGCACCAAUAGGCAACAACAGAAUGACCAUACCCCGAUUGGAAUUACGUGCAGCAGCCAUUCUCGCACGAUUGAUGUCAAAUGUGAGAGAAGCUCUUUCUUCUACUGCUUUCCACGAGAUUCGGGCCUUCUCCGAUUCCAAAGUUGUUUUAGCAUGGCUGGCUGGAGGUGCUGCAAGAUGGAAGACCUUCGUGGCGAAUCGCGUGGCAGAGAUCUCGUCACAUCUACCUUAUAUCAACUGGGCUCACGUAGGCACUCUCGACAACCCAGCUGAUCUGGUAUCGCGGGGUGUGUUUCCCGAUCAACUUCAAGCAAACUCUCUUUGGUGGCAUGGACCAAGCUGGGAGGCAACGACGAUAAAUUGCGAAUCACCUUCAAUCGACAAUCUCAAUACAGAUGAGCGACGACAGAUAGAUAGAGAGCAGAGAACUACAGCCGUGGUGUUUUACUGUAAACGACAAUCGUUUUCUGGAUGA